GAAACCAGGUUGACGCAACAAUUUCUAUCCGAAGACCGUGGCGGCGAACGAGGCAUGUCCAUAACGUGACAAGUUCGUCUCCGUCUGAAUUAUUAUUUGGUCUUGGUGAUAAGCGGCCACGUGUUCCGAUUGGUAGGAGAACCGGCUUAUUGCGCUAUUCCCAGACGCGCGAGCGAUCAGUCUCAAGUCCCACGAUAACGUGUACGGACGCUUUUAGAACCAGGCGCUCGGAGAGCAGAAAAAAAGCUUCGGCCGCACAAAAAAAAAUGUAAGAGGGGUCCUCUCUGCGUCCGUAAACUGUAACACGUUUUCCGGUGUCGACCGUCAGGUGAAAUUUUUCGAAAAAUUCGGGCGACCGACGACCAAGAGAUGCGACCGGCGACGAGUUUGUGAAAAGUCGCGCGACGAGAAGAUUCGUAAAACCCGAUCAGAAAGAAGAAAUCCGGAUACCUCGAAGAAACAAUUAAAGCCUUACCGAAACGCUCAAAUGUGCUCGAUGGUGGACUACGAGAUGUUCCUGCCUCACAGUCCUCCGGUCUUCAGCCACAGUCCGCCGGCUAGUUUCCUCGGCGACUUCCAAUCGUUAAAUCUGAACCAGUCGUUCCACAGGAUACCCAAAGGCCUCACCUGUCGACAGAACUCCUUCCCCGCGUACAAGCCGCCCACUUACGCGUCGGUGGCGUCACCAAAAAGACCUUGCUUGGUGAUACGCCCGAGCGAAGAUGCACACGACGAAGACCCGACGAGUCCGACGAAACUGAAGAAGAGGGUGGUGUUCGCCGACGACAGGGGCAGACCUCUGACCCACGUGAGGGUCAUGUCGGAACCGUCCAACGUGCCUCCACUGUGGAGUAUGAAAUUCCUCGCAGAGGUCACCAGAGGUGUGAGCGCCGAGCCCGAAGCGCAGGUCGAACCUUGGGAGGUGACUUUUUCUCAGCCCGCGUCCGAUUACAUCGCGUUCAGGAACCAACUGGAGACGAAUAUGGUGUCCUUGGAGAACGUGAUCGUCAAAGAUGCGGACGAUCAGAUCGUCGGCACGGUCAAAGUGAAAAAUAUAUCGUUCCGCAAGGAGGUGUUCGUCCGUCACACGUUCAACGGCUGGAAGACGUACGAGGACAGCUACUGCAGCUUCAUACCGAACAACAUCGCGCCGGGAACGACGUACGUCUUGUAUGACACUUUCUCGUUCAAAAUCAAUCUGCAACCGAAAGCGAGGAAGGUCGAGUUCUGCGUGUGCUUCAAGUGCGACGACAGGGAGUACUGGGACAGUAACGGCGGCAAGAAUUACGUAAUUACGAAGAAGGCUCUCGCGCCGCUUUAUAAACCUGCGGGUGGCGACGCGAAGGACUGCAAGUCACACCACGUCGAGAAGUUCGUCGACGCUUCCCACGCGAAGCUCGACUCCUGGACGCAGUUCGCUAGUUGGAACCAUCUGGAGAAUUCCACGCCCUAUUGGUGAAGGCGUCGUCGAAAUGGAGACUUGGACAGCUACGAAACUCGAUUGAGAUUUUUUAAUUGCUACCCAUGGAGGCCCGAGGGGAUCGGGAGAUGACUGUAGGUCCGGAACGGGGGUGGGUGGGAGGCAGUUUUGUGAAAUUGGCUGGCGCGUGGCCGAUCCGCCAUCGAUCUGGUCUGUGAUAUACGAAAUUUUUAGGUUUUACUUCGGGUGUAAUCGAUAAUAUUUUAUAGUCAUCUUACGAGUGCCAAAUGAAGAACAUUGUUAACAAUUUUUUUUUCUGUGAAAAAACCUUAUUUUUAUUGUUGAAAGUACCUAUUUUAAGAAGACUGAUGUUGUCAUUUAAUACAAAAAAAAACGCUUAAAAUGUAUAUUUUAUUAACGUGAGAGGUCGAAGCGCGGCUUUUAGCGAUUUUGUUUUUACCUGUUCCGUCGUACGAUGUCGAUUUGUUUCUUGAUUCGCCGAAUUUUUCAUUAUGUUUUUUUUAUAUAUAUAGUGUAUAUCUAUGCUUAAGGUUUGUGCAAUAAGACUUUGACGAAAAAUUCGCGGAGAAGGCAAUUUUUUUGUAUCUUGUACCUACUAUUUCACAUCGAUCGUCUGUACAUAUAACAUUUUUUUAAUCAUGCCAUUGUUUUUUCUUCAUCGUAGUGCGAGGCUUUGCUGGAAUUGUUAUGAAUAUCUUCCCCCGAUGCCCAAGUAACAUUGCGUCAUUUUUCCGCGAAAUAAUAUGUCAUUUUUCUUGCUCAGGUGUCUACUUAACGACAAAAAGAUCUAGCAUGUUCACACGACGUAUCCCCACGAAUGGCGCCAUGUUCCCCCCGGCAUCGGGCGAAAGUUUAGUUAAGUCUAUGAUCUAUCGCGAAAGUUAUAUUUUUUGUAUGUAUGAUUUGCAACUCCUACAACGUUGUACUAGUGCCUUAUAUUCUGUAGAAGAUAUUGUACGAUUUUCUGUUAUUAAAUAUGUUUAAAA
Messenger RNA from Cylas formicarius (sweet potato weevil), 2427 nucleotides. It is a transcript of the gene Gbs-70E, whose product is annotated as protein phosphatase 1 regulatory subunit 3B. Gene Ontology annotation, biological process: regulation of glycogen biosynthetic process. The record is from RefSeq and is a predicted model, not a curated record. Bases 488 to 1459 code for a protein of 323 amino acids. Gene Ontology annotation, cellular component: protein phosphatase type 1 complex. The transcript has 3 exons. NCBI's taxonomy places the organism in Eukaryota, Metazoa, Arthropoda, Insecta, Coleoptera, Brentidae. Gene Ontology annotation, molecular function: protein phosphatase 1 binding; glycogen binding.